Messenger RNA from Chrysochloris asiatica (Cape golden mole), 1102 nucleotides. It is a transcript of the gene MEAF6, whose product is annotated as MYST/Esa1-associated factor 6. The coding region runs from base 12 to 617 and encodes 201 amino acids. Lineage: Eukaryota; Metazoa; Chordata; Mammalia; Afrosoricida; Chrysochloridae. Gene Ontology annotation, cellular component: NuA4 histone acetyltransferase complex. The transcript has 8 exons. The record is from RefSeq and is a predicted model, not a curated record.
CUCAACCCAACAUGGCGAUGCAUAACAAGGCGGCGCCGCCGCAGAUCCCGGACACCCGGAGGGAGCUGGCGGAGCUGGUGAAGCGGAAGCAGGAGCUGGCGGAAACUCUGGCAAACUUGGAAAGACAGAUCUAUGCUUUUGAAGGAAGCUAUCUGGAAGAUACUCAGAUGUAUGGCAAUAUUAUUCGUGGCUGGGAUCGAUAUCUGACAAAUCAGAAAAACUCCAAUAGCAAAAACGAUCGAAGGAACCGGAAGUUUAAGGAAGCUGAGCGACUCUUCAGUAAAUCCUCAGUUACUUCAGCAGCUGCAGUAAGUGCAUUGGCAGGAGUUCAGGACCAGCUCAUUGAAAAGAGGGAGCCAGGAAGUGGGACAGAAAGUGAUACUUCCCCAGACUGCCACAAUCAGGAAAACGAGCCCAACCAGGAGGACCCCGAGGAUCUGGACGGAUCUGUGCAGGGAGUGAAACCUCAGAAGGCCGCUUCUUCCACUUCCUCAGGGAGUCAUCACAGCAGCCAUAAAAAACGAAAGAAUAAAAACCGGCACAGCCCGUCUGGCAUGUUUGAUUAUGACUUUGAGAUUGAUCUGAAGUUAAACAAAAAACCACGAGCUGACUAUUAGAAGACUCAUUAGUACAGAAGCUUCCAGGUUAUAGAGCCCUGCUUCCCUUAUCCGACCUCACAAAGAUAGACACCUCACCUGAGUGCGUGGUCAUCUACAUCUGCUCUCCCCGACCCAGUGCCUGUGACUCUGAGUCAUUUGUUCUCAAAAGUGGUGAUGAAGUCAUUUCUGUAAGACCACAUCGGAUCAUUUGCGUUAUGUCAUUUUUAAUAACAGAACUGCAGGAAGAUCAAGAAGACAUGGUUGUAACCCCAGCAGGUUGCUAACUGCGUGUGUGUCUGCCUUCCUGGAAUGAAACCUGCCCCCAGAGGGGUUGGUGUCAGCUGCAUCAGUGAUACCCAUCAGAAAUGCUGGCUGGCUUUGUUUUAAGCCGCAAGUAGAACACAAGUUGUAUUUCAGAUGGAGGCUGUAAAUAUCUGGCAUUUUCUUUGUGUUUUAUUAUUUUUCUAUUGUUGUUUUUACCAUCUUAUUUUCUUUUGGGACUU